GUUAUGUUAUUAUAGUCUUCUGUUUUGACAAGAUGUUAAAUCAACAACAUCCUCUGUUGAGCACCAUAGACUCGUACAUAGAGCCACUUUUGAAACGCGUUUUACAAACUAAAAAACUUGGUGUUCCUUACGGUCUGAUAAAAUUGGAUUCGGUAUCAUCAAGUUGCAAUAAGAAUAAAAAUGAUUGUUUCAAAUUAUCGAUUCCCUAUGCUGGAGAGCACCUUAUGUGGAAUAUACUAUUUGAUUCACAAUGUCCAGAAAUAGGUCCGGAUUUCAUAUUCAAUGAUCAAAAUUUUUUAAUAGAUCCAGACAUUGAUAUUUUAUCUACUUGGGUACCUAGUCUUGUUAAAUGGAAUCCUAAUGAUACCGAUGCACUGCUCAAUGUUCUAACAGAGUUAUUAUUGUAUUACAAGGAACAUCAGAUACAGUUACUUGGAAAACAGGAAGAUCGAUUACAACUUGAAUACAGCACACUUGUUGGAGAAACAGAGAUAUGUAAAGAAGAUAUAGAAGUCAUGAUGUUGCUAGGAUUAAAACCUGUGGAAGCGAGAUUUUUAAUUCGCAUAUCUGUGGAUUUUACUCGAUUACCUCCGCGUAUGAAUAAAUCACAGACUGAUGAAGUAAUGCUUCUAGUAACAUUUUAUGGACCAGAUUGGAAUCGUAUUUCUCCACAACUUUAUUUAUCUAAGACCUUAGAAGAUGCUAUUGGUAGACCAGAACCUUUACUCAUUCCACCAUUACCACCUAACAAAUAUCUAAUGGAUUAUGUUCCUGAAGUAAUAAAAUUCCUGGAAGAAAAAAUAAACAGUGCAGUUCAAUGUUUUGAAAGCAGAAAAGAAUUUAUCGUGUUUCUACUUGUAUUGCAACGCGGUAGCAUAGUAGAAUAUGAUGCUAUAGAGUUUAAUUGGAUUAUUAUUUUAUUGGAACAUCGGGACUUCCAUUUUCUCAUACACUUUAAUCUUCCAUCAAUAUUUCCGAAAGAAAAACCACAAAUUGCAUUACAAUCGGUAUAUCAUUUGACAUCACAGGGUAUCUUAUACAGAGAAGUAUUGGAUGAUGUACCAUAUAGUCCUAGAUGGUCGAUGAAAUUAAUGGUUGACAAAUUAUUAACGUACAUAAUAGAAAAUGCUGUUCAAAAGUUUCAAGCGAACUCUAUAAAAAAUAAUCGUUUUUAA
Molecule: messenger RNA, 1175 nt
Organism: Cyphomyrmex costatus
Lineage: Eukaryota; Metazoa; Arthropoda; Insecta; Hymenoptera; Formicidae
Product: BRCA1-A complex subunit BRE
Exons: 4
Coding region: 33-1175 (380 amino acids)
Biological process (GO): double-strand break repair
Cellular component (GO): BRCA1-A complex; BRISC complex
Source: RefSeq, a predicted model, not a curated record